AUGCAGCGCGUCCUACGAAUCAACCUGCAAUCGCGCAACCAAGCAUUGAAAGCCGCCCGUCGGAGAAACCGUGACGAGUACCUGAAAGAUUGGAAGGAUUUCGAGUCGCGGCAGAUCAUCACGCAGAAGCAAAAGAAUGAGUAUAUCAAGGCGGAGCGCAAAUCUCGGAGGGAAGAUUGGAUGCUCGGACCGCUCGCGCCGAAGAGGGACGUCGGCACGAAGCAAAACUUCUACGGCACCGUCAGCAACCUGCUGUAUGCGGGCCCGGUAUUCCCGCCCAGGGUGCGACGCGGGCCAAAGGGCAAGGGAUGGGACUUUGUCGGUGGGGAGGGCCGACCCGAGGAGCAGAAAGAGUGGGAGGGGUACGGGAAUGAAGGGAACAUCGUCGAGGGGGAUCGCGUGGUCGUGGUGAAAGGGCCGACCAGCCUGGUCGGGCAGAUUGGGAAGGUCAAGGAGGUGGCCAGCGAUACCAAGGAAGUGAGGAUCGAGGGGUUGAAUAUGGCCGACGUCGAAAUCCCAGAGAACUUCCCCGAUCAGCGGCAGAAAGUGCACUACACGUCGCUCGAGCUCCCCGUGCCCAUUGCCGAUGUGCGACUCGUGCACCGCCUCACCGACGAACGCACGGGGAAAGACCGUGACGUGGUCGUCAAGCUCCUCCGCGGCGGCGCGCCGUAUAUUCAACAACCGCCCAAUUCCCCGCUGCCGCGGCACACGCGGUACAUUGCCGGCGAGGACAUUGAGAUUCCCUGGCCAAAGCUUGAGGUGCCUUCGUACCAGUCCUACGAAGGGGACACGACGCGCUAUGACGUGGAAUCCCAGACAUGGACACCGACGCUCUACGCACCGCCCGUCCCGCCUGCGGCGUUUGAUAAUUUGAUCGAGGACGAAAAGUACAAGCGGGAUAGGCUGUGGCACGACGACGAGUACGUGCGCAUGAAGGUGCUCGAGGACGCACGAGCGGAGUGGUACAUGGAGCGGAAGAUCCAGGGCCCGCUGGACACCUUGGUCGCGGAGAAGAUCCGGCAGGCGAGCCAGAGGACGGAGGCCAUCAAGGCCGCGGGCAUGAGUGAGGAGACCAAGGCGCAUAUCGCAGAGCAGAUGAGCCGUGGUGUGGCCGAGGGCAUACUGCAGGCCCAAGUCAAGUCGGUGCCACGGAGGAAGAAAGUAGAGGCAGCCGCAUGA
Molecule: messenger RNA, 1182 nt
Organism: Cladophialophora yegresii CBS 114405
Lineage: Eukaryota; Fungi; Ascomycota; Eurotiomycetes; Chaetothyriales; Herpotrichiellaceae
Exons: 2
Coding region: 1-1182 (393 amino acids)
Biological process (GO): translation
Cellular component (GO): ribosome; mitochondrion
Molecular function (GO): RNA binding; structural constituent of ribosome
Source: RefSeq, a predicted model, not a curated record